Phascolarctos cinereus (koala) is the source of this 1235-nucleotide messenger RNA. Lineage: Eukaryota; Metazoa; Chordata; Mammalia; Diprotodontia; Phascolarctidae. The record is from RefSeq and is a predicted model, not a curated record.
CAUGGGGACGUCGCGGGACGGCUUGGCGCUCCUGUGGCAUCUCUCGGUGUGCUCGCAAUCCCCGUUUCCUUUCGCCUACGAACCCCCUUCUCCGCAGCCCCUGUCCAGUGCUUCCCAUCGUCCAGGCUUCUUGCGUCCUCGGGGGCGUUUCCCCGGGGGCUGGGUGGCGGGGUCUGCCGGUCUUCGGGUCCCUCCAAAGGGGGCUAGGAGGGUCCGGGCUACGUUACUAUGGAGUUUGAGGCUCGCCUUAGUGACGGCGCCGCUUCAGAGGAGAGUCUUCCCCGGACUUCGUCCCGCGCUCGCCUUUCCAGGCCAGCCCCUCGACCAAAAAGGGAUAUAGUGCAACUCACAACGAUUGAAAUCAGGAACAAGAUAGUAGAAUUAGAAGAAGGAUUAAAAAAUGUUGAUGAUGAAGGUAAUGAAUGGAAAACUCGUUAUGAAGCACAAAUUGAACUUAAUAAACAUUUAGCAAAGCAAAUAUUAAAUCUUCGACAGAAAAUGGCCAAAGUUCAUGGGAAUCCUUCAGAUAGAUUAUCUUCUAUUCGUGUCUAUGAACGGAUGCCAUUGAAUUCUUUAAAUCAAUUACUUAAACAGCUAGAAAAAGAAAAACGAAGUCUUGAGUAUCAAGUAAAAGAGUAUGAGCUUAGACUGGAACAAGCAUCAAAGGCUUUCCAUAAGACCAAUGAUGAACGACGGGCCUAUUUAGCAGAAAUAUCUCAGUUAACAAUUUCACAAGCCUCUAAGAAACAACCUAUGGAUUCUUUGGCCAAGAUGAAAGAAAAUCUCCUUAAAAGAACUGGAGGCCUGACAAUAUGGUACAAGCUCAAGGGGGUUGAGAAUUGUGAAAGGGGAAGAUGGAUUCCAGCAAACUGGAGGACAUCAGAUAUCAAGAAAGGACCAUUUAAAAAGACUGCAAGAACAAGCCAUCUUCCAAAACUAAAUCCUUGAUUCCAGACAUUCAUUGACCUUGUUUUUUCACCCAAGAUGUUCAGGCUUUACAUUUAGUACUCAGUACUUUCAUUGAGGGAAUGAAAUAGAUAAGAAAGUACUGACUACCAGACUACAAAGCUUUGGCUCCUAUGCCAAAAAGAUCUUUGACAGCACAGAGGUAACUUUCUCAAGUGAUCAUAAAAUGCUUUAUAGCACUGUCAGGAUUUUGAGAGACAUCUAUAUAAAAUGUGGAGAAAAGGAUUAGUUGUAUGCUUUUUUUUCCCCAUUUACCCCCUAACCUGACU